AUGCCUCCAAGACCAUCAUCCGGUGAACUGUGGGGCAUACAUUUGAUGCCACCAAGAAUCCUAGUAGAAUGUCUUCUACCUAAUGGCAUGAUAGUGACUUUAGAAUGCCUCCGUGAGGCCACCUUGUUAAAUAUUAAGCACGAACUUUUUAAAGAAGCUCGGAAAUACCCUCUCUAUCAGCUCCUUCAAGAUGAGUCCUCUUACAUUUUCGUAAGUGUUACACAAGAAGCAGAAAGGGAAGAAUUUUUCGAUGAAACACGGCGACUUUGUGAUCUACGACUCUUCCAGCCUUUUCUAAAAGUCAUAGAGCCAGUAGGCAACAGAGAAGAGAAAAUUCUGAAUCGGGAAAUUGGUGAGGCUUAUUCAUUUGUUACAAAUAUUUAUAUGCCACAUGACAGUCUGCAGUACAAUUUUUAAAAUAUGUAAAGGAAAGUGGCCACAAUUUGAUUCCCCUAAAGCCUAUGGGCCUUUCAUGAGAGUAUGGAAUCAUGGAAUUGUAGAGUUGGAAGGGGCCCUGAGGAUUAUCUAGUCCAACCUCCUGCAAUGCAGGAAUCUCAGCUAAAGCAUCCAUAACAGGUGGCCAUCCAGUCUCUGCUUAAAAACCUCUAAUGAAGGAGAGUCCACAACCUUCUUAGUUCCACUGUCAAAUAUAGUUAACUGUCAUGUGAUAAAGCCACUGUGAUGGAAUUAUGAGUAAAUGGUCUUUUUGGUUGUGUAACAAACUGAGUACAUCAUGUCAGAAACUGCAAAUUGUUCAUUAAAACAUGAUUGCAAAGACUGCUGAGCUCUUAACGUGAUUAUUUGGGAUCUUGCUAUUAAUUAAAGCAGGAAUGGGGAACCUUCUGUGCGCUGUUUGGCCAGAUAUUUAUUUCCUCGCACCCUGUGGGUCAACUCUGAUAGGUGAGACCACUCACCUGUCAAUCAUCUGAUAAUAGGUGACUGAUAGAUGUGUGAACCUGCCAACCUGUCAGUUUACUGGUGGGGGGAGGAGCCUGCUGGAAAUGUGCCGGCAAAGCAGCAGCUGGAAGGAUUGAACUCUUCAUCAGCUAAUGAGCAGAAACUUCUAUCUGCUGUCUGCCAGUGUCUGCUUUACCAGUAUGUUCCUUGCAAGAAUCAAACUGCCAAAGCAACACCGUGCAGGAUUUAACCCCCUGCUUAUCAUCUGAUGAGCCAGUUUCCCAUGGGCCGGGGAGGUGGAGCGGGGGGACUAGUGACAACAACCAAAGCAAAAUUGAACCCUGUCCCGCCAUCAGCUGACAUCACUCAGUGAUAGCAGCUGAUAAUUUAGUGGGUUUGGGGAAAUGACCUUGUGGGCCAAUUAGACCCUAUGCGGACCAAGUUUGGACUGAAGGCCAAAGGUUCCUCAGUCCAUUAAAGCAUGCAUAUAAUAUAGGAUAUUGUCAUUGUUGGCAGUCUGUAUGAGGCACACAGACUUUGCACAAAUUUUUAGACUGCAGUACUCCAGCGAUAAAACGGUCGAGGGACCUCUGCAUUUAUAAUCUUGAGCUAACAGUGGUAUAUGAAAUGCAAAUACGCACAGCAUGUAUUGAGUAUUCAAGCUAUUCAUGCACAUAUCUGAUGUGGAAAUGAACAUUAGUUUAUUAAAAGCAGUUGAGUCAGCAAUACCCUUUUCACUAGAAUAAGAAAAUCUUGUCACAUUUGCUGGUUUUGCAGAGUCUGGGGUGCUGCUACAGUAACCAAACAACUGGAUGCUGUCAGGUGAGGGUGGAAUCACAGUGUUGAAGGGCAAAGAGGAGAUUUCCCCUCCCUUCAACACUUCGCAGCUGCACUAGGCCAACUGUGCUAUGCUGAGUUGUCUUUUAAGCUGUUUUCUCAGUUAAUUACGUUUUACCUGAGUGCCACUCUUUGUUGACUUGUACUUGCUUUCAUUGUGAUGGUGCAUACUUGACAGUGGGUCAACUUUUUUUUAUUAUAAAUUUAAUAAUUGUUCGCGAUCAUGGGCAUUUCUUUAUAUAAAGAUGGGGUAGAAGUAAACUUUGGUGACAGCCUUUGGAACCCUUUUGCUUGACCUGGGGAAAAGUUCCAGAACAUGUCUAAUCUUACUUAAGCAGAAUAGUUGCAGUGGGUACAGAAUAUGCUUCGCUGCUGCAGCCCCUUGAGCUAUGGAGACAAUUGCUGUAGCAGCCCAGCCGUUCAAGCAAGACAGAGCUGAGCUCUUGUGGGAAGGGGUAGAGGACAGAGUGACAGGAAACUAUACUCUGAGGACUCACUGUUUCUGAAAAUGUAUCAAAGAGAAUUGCUCUCUCCUUCUUCUUUUUUAGGUUUUGCUAUUGGCAUGCCUAUCUGUGAAUUUGACUUGGUUAAGGAUCCAGAAGUUCAGGACUUCAGAAGAAACAUUCUUAAUGUUUGUAAAGAAGCAGUAGAUCUGCGAGAUGCUAACGCACCCCAUAGCAGAGCAUUGUAUGUCUGUCCCCCAAACAUAGAAUCUUCGCCCGAGCUGCCCAAGCAUAUAUACAAUAAACUUGAUAAAGGUAAAAGAAAAGAAAACACAAUUCAGUGCAUUUGCCAGAUUGGUACCAGAUUAAUGUGAAGCUGCUUGAACAGUGAAAUUCAAUCCAUUUCCCCCAUAUGCCCAUUUCAUUUCAGCGUGAGUAAUCAGCUCAGUGAAAAUAGUUACAUUUUCAGACAUGUCGUAGCGCGCUCAGUGCACUCGUUUUCUUCUACUUUAGCAGCAUUAUUCAGAUUUUUUCCCCCUGUUAUUGUUAGGGGCUGCUUAAUAAAGUUCCAACAAAACAGUCUUAUUCAAGAAACCUGAAGGGUCACACCAUUGUUCUGUCCCCUCCCAACCUUUCUCCUUUCCAUUUUAAAAGUUGCUUUAGUGGAGAGCUAAGAGGAACCCAUAGCUUGUUGCUGCAGCCCCAAAGAUUGCAUAUUCUGGAUAGAGAGUACUGAAUUGUGUUUUAGGUCUUCUUUGCUCCUGUAUUUUCAUUUUUCUGUAAAUAGUUAUGUGAGCAUGAUCCCUGAUGUAACCUGACAUAGUUUCCUUCUGUUCCAGGACAAAUAAUAGUGGUGAUAUGGGUAAUAGUCUCCCCCAACAAUGACAAGCAGAAGUACACUUUAAAAAUCAAUCACGAUUAUGUGCCAGAACAAGUCAUCGCUGAAGCAAUCAGGAAAAAAACACGAAGUAUGUUGCUGUCAUCUGAACAGCUAAAGCUCUGUGUGUUAGAGUACCAGGGGAAGUAUAUUUUAAAAGUAUGUGGUUGUGAUGAAUAUUUACUAGAAAAACAUCCCCUGAGUCAAUACAAGGUGAGUAAACAUCUGGUUCAUUUUGACAUUUAAUGCUUGUUGUCAGAGUUAGAUCUUGUGUGCAUUUCAGGGGUCGGAAGAGAGGGAUUUGCAUAUGAAAAUGUGCAAAAGAUGAAGUACUGAAGCCAGGUUUCAAUUUUUUUAUGUGCUUUUAUUGGGUGUGAUUUGGCGGAUUCACUGGGGAUGUUAAAAGUUUAUGAUAUUUUCCUUUCAGUGUGGUUCACCUACUGUUACUUGGCAAGGUGUACAUUGAAAUAGAUUGCUUUCCAUUUUUAGACCAAUCAAUCCCUUCCUGUAGCUUGGGAGGUACAAUCAGAUGCUCGCAAACAACAGCUUUUGUGGUGUCUUGAAAUGUGCAGGGAAGAGCAUGAAUUAGGGCUAUAUUCCAGGGCUGGACCAGAGGUUUUUAUGGAGUGGGUGUGGGUGUGAGAACCACUUUUGCCAGUGCUGAGACUGUCGGGCUGCAUCCCUGUGCUCUGAUGCACCUGCAGCACUGCACAAGCCCAGGAUCUUAGUGUCUUUUUCAUGGAUGUGGACAGAACUUACACAUGGUUUGUUAGAAUGUUGAGAACUAAAGUCUGCGGUCAAAAGCACAUAAUUCAAUGAUUCUCAAAGGGUGUGGCACACCACACUGAUGUGGCAGGAGAGGGUGACAAGUGUGGUGAUAAGAUUCAAGGGCAAUUAAAGAAACAUUUAAACAUUUUAGUAUACAGUCGUACCUUGGUUCUCAAACAGAAUGCGUUCCGGGAGUCUGUUUGACUCCCGAAACCGUUCAAAAACCAAGGCGUGGCUUCCGAUUGGCUGCAGGAGCGUCCUGCAGCCAAUCAGAAGCCGCACCAAAUGAGGGGAGGACUAAUGGGUAUUCAAUUCAAGGAGAAGGAUAUUUAAACCUUGUAGAGACAGAGAGUCAUGAAGAGGUUUUUAUGGGUACAUCUUACUUAAUGAGGUGGUGCAAAUCACGUGAUAUAGGAUUGCACAUAUGUAUAUUCUCAUGAAGUGAAAUCCAGUAGUGCCUGUUUGCUAUUGGAACAAACACUGUUGGCAGAGUGGAUUUUCUGUGCCCCACCCCUUGCACCCCCAAAAACUUGCUGCAGGAGGUGUUUUUUUGGGGGGAAGGCAGUGGGGAGGGGCACAAAUUGCUGCCGGAGGAGAGGAAAGUAAGGUCCUUUUUUACAAGAGGAUGUUUGCUUAUAUAACAGUGGGUGUCACCCUUAGUGCUUUCUAAAAUAAGUUCAUUAUGGAUGAAUACAUUUACACUACUAAAUAAAACCAUAAUUCAGAAAUAACAAAAAACCUGCAUUACCAAAAAUUGUAAGUUCUCUUUCCUCAGCCUCCCCUUUUUUAUCAUUCUCUUUUCUUCUGAUAGAAAAUACAAGGAAUGUGCCGUUAGUGAGGCAACAGUCUAUAUGUGGAUAUUUCUUUUUCUCCAAGUGCCAGUAUAAAAAGACAAGUUUGUCCCUUGUUUGGCAUGCUUUGUGAUUAUCUGCUACUUAGAAUGACCUGCCAGCCCUACAAAUAUUGCACGCUAGCUUCAUUAAACCGCUUAUACUGUGGUUCCUGCUUCGCCUUGAGUUGCAAACCAUUCACAAUGCCGGCAUUGUAAUCUUUGCAAUUAAGCAAUGAUGCUGCAAAGAGCAGCAUCCAGUGCAAUAAUUGUGUUUUCUCUGCCUAUUUCAGUACAUCCGGAGUUGUAUCAUGCUUGGUCGAAUGCCCAAUUUGAUGCUGAUGGCUAAGGAAAGUCUUUACACCCAGCUGCCAUUGGAUACCUUUACAAUGCCAUCUUAUUCUAGGCGUAUUUCUACAGCUACACCAUACAUGAAUGGAGAAGCUUCAGCCAAAUCCCUCUGGGCUAUUAACAGUAAUCUCAGAAUAAAGAUUCUCUGCGCUACCUAUGUAAAUGUAAAUAUUCGAGAUAUUGACAAGGUAAAAAACGACAACUUGGUUUCAAUAUGACUUGAGAGCACAUGCAUAUUUCUGAUGAAUGACUCUUAAAUCCUUAGGUUUUUUUGUUGCUACAUUACUGUCCAGGCCCACCAAACCUUAAACUUUUUGUCUGGGUGUGAAACAAAUAAAUAACUUGCCUUUUUGAGGUAUUUACAUAUAUUGGGCAAAACCUAAGGUGCAUUCUGCAUUAUUAUUAUUAUUAUUAUUAAUCACCAUCAUUAUCAGUUUAUUACUCACCCUUCAGCCUGAGGUCCCAGGGAUGGCUACAGCAAUUUAAACAUCAGUAUUAAAAACAACUAAAAUUACUGACACAAGAAUAGGGUGGAUCAGAGGUGCAUUUUCAGCAUAUGGCAGAAACUAUAUAUUAAAGGAGCCAGAUGUGCCUCUGUGGGGAGGGAAUUCCACAGCCUAGAAGCUGUCAAAGAGCGGUUGAACUACCAAGAGGGCUCCUCUGCUGAUCUUAACACCUGAGGUGGUCUGUAGGGAAUAAGUUGGUCUUUCAGCUGUUUGUGGCCUAAGUUGAUUAAAGCCCUAAACACCAAUGUGAGCACCUUUAAUUGAGCCUGGAAAUAAACUGACAAUGCAACUAUUUUAGAACGGGGGUUAGAUGAGUUACUCUUGCUUGAUAUUAAAACUCCUGCUUCAUGGUUACUUGUAGUAUAAGGUAAAGGUAAAGGUACCCCUGCCCAUACGGGCCAGUCGUGUCCGACUCUAGGGUUGUGCGCCCAUCUCACUUAAGAGGCCGGGGGCCAGCGCUGUCCGGAGACACUUCCGGGUCACGUGGCCAGCGUGACGAAGCUGCUCUGGCGAGCCAGCACCAGCGCAGCACACGGAAACGCCGUUUACCUUCCCGCUAUAAAGCGGUACCUAUUUAUCUACUUGCACUUAGGAGUGCUUUCGAACUGCUAGGUGGGCAGGAGCUGGGACCAAAAGACGGGAGCUCGCCCCGCCGCGGGGAUUUGAACCGCCGACCAUACGAUCGGCAAGUCCUAGGCACUGCGGUUUUACCCACAGUGCCACCCGCGUCCCCUUGUAGUAUAGUCAUCUUCAUAAUCGUAUUUUUUUCAGAUUUAUGUCCGAACUGGCAUCUAUCAUGGAGGAGAGCCAUUAUGUGAUAAUGUGAAUACUCAGAGAGUACCUUGUUCCAAUCCCAGGUAAAGAAUAUCACUAAAACAAUGAAAAGAAACCUGAUGUUCAAGUUUGUAGAAACUUAUUAACAAUUCAGAUAAUUGCUGUACAGUGUAUGUUGUGUCUUUCUUUCCUCCAUCUAAAAGUGAGUUUGGAAGUUUAGUUUUCUGUUUGGAUCUGAUACAGAAUCAUAGGAUUGUAGAACUGGAAGGUACCAUGAGUGUCAUGUAGUCCAACGCAGGAAUCUUUUGCCAAGAACGGGGCUCAAACCCAUGACCUUGGGAUUAAGAGUCUCAUGCUUUACCCCCCCCAAAAAAAACCUUCCUAAAUACCCUCAACAGCACUCUUCAAAUACCUGAACAGUUAUUGCAUAGAAGGAAGCAAAGACUUGUUUUCUGCUGCCUUGAAGGGUAGGACUUGAUCUAACGGCCUUAAGUUACAGGAGAGUAGAUAUUUGCUGAACAUUUGGAGAAACUUUGUGAAGGUUAGAACAAUGGAACCUGUUACCUAGAGGGAUGGUGCGCUCUCUGUCACAGGAGAUUUUCAAACAGAAGCUGGACAACCACCUGACAGGGAUACUCUCACUCUUAGUUUCCUGCAUAGAGUAGGGCAUUGGGGUAGAUAGCCGUCAAAUUAGCUUCCAAUGGUUCUACAAAAGUAGAAUGCCACACUGGAAAAUUCAACUCAAACUUGGCUUGGUUUACACAGAAUUGCUUUAGUAUUUUUUAAUUUGCCAUAUCAUUUUUAAAGCAUCUUUACAUAGCACUUUUGGUUAAGAUCUUGGGUCAAAUCCCUUUUAUCUUCCUUUCAGGUGGAAUGAGUGGCUGCAGUAUGAGAUGCACGUUCUUGAUCUUCCACGUGCGGCUCGGCUUUGCCUUUCUAUCUGCUCCGUUAAAGGGAGGAAAGGUGCAAAGGAGGUAAGGGUCUUGUCAUUGGAUAUAGUGAAUACUUGUCAAGUAGGGAGAAUAUCUCAUUUGAAAUUAUUCUUCUGACUUAUACUGUGUUGAUCUCUAAACUAAUGGUAACAGUUAUGAUUUACUUUGUCAUCGUAUAUUUGAGUUUUCAAAAAAAAAAUUCUGCCCCUGCCCUUUUAAUUCCUCUAUAUCUGAGUUUGAAAUGUGUUGCUAAUAGACGAGACUAAACAGUGAUUAUUUGCUCUUUUUAAGGAGCACUGUCCAUUGGCGUGGGGGAAUAUUAACAUGUUUGAUUACACAGACACUCUUGUUUCUGGCAAAAUGGCUCUGAAUCUGUGGCCUGUACCCCAUGGGUUGGAAGACCUGCUAAAUCCCAUUGGAGUCACUGGAUCAAAUCCCAAUAAGGUAAAUGGACAUUUCAUGCCAAUUUCUGGCUUAUUUAGUAACAGUUCGUUGUGUUAAAUCAAGGACUGUCCAAGUAAAUUCUAAUGAUAGCCUGUAUUUUAAUAAGAUAUUGUCACUGUUUCCAAAAUGUAACAAUGGUAACCCUGUAUAAACUGCAGUAUUUCGGGCUGUAGAUGGGGGCUCACAUAAUUUAUGCUUCUGUGCACAAAAAAAUAAUAAAUCUGUGCAUGUAGAAAACUGGCAUGUUGGGGAGAGGAGCCUGCUAGAACCCUUGUAUCUGAUAUAUCAGCUUUCGAUAUAGGAAAAAUUUGCUUUCACAGAGGAGCAUGCAGUUAUCUGAGCCAUUAGUUGCAGUCUUGAGUGCUGUUGCCAAGGUUGUCAAAAUAAAAUGCUGUGCAAUUUGUGAGGAUUUUGUCUAGUGAUACAGAACUAAUGUCUUUAGGUAGCCUGAAUUGUUCCAUCCACAAAGGUUACAAUGGGACUAAUGUGUCUACCAAAGUCCAAAUUGAGUUUACUACGGAUGCAGCUUUGAAGAACGCAACUUUAGCAAGCUACUGUUGGGGUCUUUUCAUUCUUUGACUAGCAGCAAUAAAACUUGGUCUUCUGAAGACAGCUGGUGUUUCUCCUGAGACUUAAGACUAAUUUGUCUGAUCCUGUGGUUUUAUUAUUUUAAAUACCUUGUAUUUGCAUAGCUUGUACUUGUGGAAUAGUGUGUUUUUAUAUAUAUAUUAAAAAAACAAUAUUUUAAAUCAUACAAGGACAAACUUCUUUUCUUCUUAGGAAACUCCUUGUUUAGAGCUGGAAUUUGAUUGGUUUAGCAGUCCUGUUAAGUUUCCCGACAUGUCUGUAAUUGAAGACCAUGCCAAUUGGACUAUAUCUCGAGAACUAGGGUUUAACUACAGUCAUGCAGGACUGGUAAGGAGAAUUUUACUUUCCAGGUUGCAUUGUGGCUAAGAACAUGCACUACAAGCUAGUUCUCACCUCACUCGUGAAGUUUUAUCAGAUUGCUUUAGGCAAGCGACUGUCUCCCCAACCCACCGACUACAGGGUUAAGUAUUGAACAGGGUUCAGUAAUACAGAGUGGUUGUUAGGGCUACUGAGAUGAAGUAUGUGAGAUGCUUUAAGUAUUCAAAAAGAGAGAGAGAGAGAGAAUUGUAGUAUGAACAAGUCUCCGUUGCUGUCUUGUUUUACAGAGUAAUAGACUAGCACGAGAUAAUGAAUUAAGAGAUUGUGACAAAGAGCAGCUGCGUUCAAUCUGCACUCGAGACCCACUGUCUGAAAUAACUGAACAAGAAAAGGAUUUCCUUUGGAGCCACAGGUAUGACAUUGGGUCAUAAGUAGGACUAUGAAAAGUAGGUGGGCAAUCAUAGGCAUGACGCUCCCUGGAUUGCAUUUUAAGUGGGAAAGGAAAGAAACUGGGGUGAGGACACGAGGCUUGUCAUCUGCCCCUAAGCUUAACCCACAAAACUUUGGCUUUUUGUGAAGUCUCCUGAAGUUUUUUGUUUUUUUUUAAUCUAUAACCAGCAUACUAAAUAGUUCCAUAUAGUAAUGACAACAAUACAGUGGUGCCCCGCAAGACGAAAAACUCGCUAGACGAAAGAGUUUUCCGUUUUUUGAGUCGUUCCGCAAGACGAAUUUCCCUAUGGGCUUGCUUCGCAAGACGAAAUGUCUUGCGAGUUUGUUUCCUUUUUCUUUAAGCCGCUAAGCCAUUCAUAGCCGCUAAGCCGUUAAUAGCCGCUAAGCCGCUAAUAGCCGUGCUUCGCAAGACGAAAAAACCGCAAGACGAAGAGACUCGCGGAACGGAUUAAUUUCGUCUUGCGAGGCACCACUGUACUUUAAAUUUUUAUUUCAAAAUCCCUUCUCUUGUUUUUGGUUUUUUUGCAGGCAUUACUGCGUAAAUACGCCAGAUAUCCUACCUAAAUUGCUUUUGUCUGUCAAAUGGAACUCUAGAGAUGAAGUAGCCCAGGUAGUAUCUCCGUUACUUAUACACACUUUUAAACUGGCUACAGUUGUUAGCAGUAGCCUUGGUCAAAGACUUUCAAUAUAAUAGCUUCCAUGUUGAUGCAAAAAAAAAUGGGUGGGGGGGAAUAUGACUUUAGUUUUGUUCUCUUACCUCUUAGUUAAUAAAACAUUUUUGUUGUAACAGGAUCCCAUAAGCUCUCUUCAGUAGUGUUAGCACAAUUUCCUCUUGAUAUAAUUAUGGCCCAUAAUUAAUAUUUGAAAUUCGUUACCCCAAGCCAUGGCAGUUGGAGCUUUCAUGGCAGUAUACCUCUGAACACCAGUUGCUGAAAGCUAAAAGGAUGAGCCCGUCAUCUUCAUAUCCUGUUUAUGCACGUCUAGAGAUGUUUGUUUGCCUUUCUGCUGUUGGAAGUAGAAUAUUGGGUUAGUUGGAAUUUCAUCUGAUCCAGCAAGACCAUUCUUGUGUUCUCAUGACUGAUACAAAUUCAUUGUUCUCUACUGUGCAGAUGUACUGCUUGAUAAAAGACUGGCCUCCCAUCAAGCCUGAACAGGCAAUGGAGCUUUUGGACUGCAAUUACCCAGAUCCGAUGGUGCGAGCGUUUGCAAUUCGAUGUCUAGAAAAAUAUCUGACAGAUGACAAACUCUCUCAGUAUUUGAUUCAGCUGGUACAGGUACUGUAAUCUAUUUUUGUCAACUACCUCUUAAUGUAUGCCAUUGUGCCUGAAAUUUAUGCUAAGACUUUAUAUAACUUUUCUGGAUGAUGAGAAUCAGAAUAUCUCCGAAAGGUUAAAGCUUACCAAAGUUACCACAGUGCUUGGCUGCAUAUUAAAGAUCCUUCUGCUGACCAUUGCUGAUAGAUAGAUAAUAUAUUGCUGUAGCACUUCAAAGGUUGAUAGCCCCCUUCCCCAAAAGAGUAAUAUUACGAGACAGAAAUGAGCAAAGGCUCGGGCAGCAUUGUAAAUAAUUCCACCAAGUUACCAGCCUAUGGUUAGCUAUAUCUAUGGAUUUCAAGAAACAAUAUUUAUAUCUUUUCAUUGCAUACCCUUACAAGCAGUGAUAUAAAAUACCGUAUUUUUUGCUCUAUAAGAGUCACUUUUUCCCUCCUAAAAAGUAAGGGGAAAUGUGUGUGCGUUUUAUGGAGCGAAUGCAGGCUGUGCAGCUAUCCCAGGAGCCAGAACAGCAAGAGGGAUCGCUGCUUUUGCUGCGCAGCGAUCCCUCUUGCUGUUCUGGCUUCUGGGAUUCAGAUUUUUUUUCUUCUUGUUUUCCCCCUCCAAAAACUAGGUGCGUCUUAUGGUCUGGUGCGUCUUGUAGAGUGAAAAAUACGGUAGUGGUUCUUGGCCAAGAAGAUAAAGGAAAGAAGAGAGAACUAAAAGGGAGAAAAAUAUUUAGCAUUUCAACUUUCAGGGAUCUUUAAAGAAUAAAUUAUUUCUCUUCUCCUCCUCCCCAUUCCAAAUGACUCUGCCUUAGGGCAUGUAGCAGCAAAUAAACGCAAAUGUAAACCUACAACAUGGUUUAUAUUGUAGGUAUAAUCAAGCUAUCUCAGAAAACUGCAGGGGACAACAGAAUUAGACACAAAUCAUAAUACAAGGGCAACUGCACUGUUUGUAAAAUAAAGCAGGCAGCUUGAGGCACAGUAGUACUUUGGGCUCAUUCACAUAUCCAGACUGAGAACUUCCUCAGAUUUCUUUAUAAAGGGCUAGAUAGUGCUGAAGGCAAGCUGUAAUUUAGAGGCUCUGGAUCAGCCCUGGUCACUAGAGAGGGAGGGCAAUUUAUAUUCACCCAAAGUGAGUAGGUAAGUUAUAAUCUGCAAGCUUGGGAUAUAGGUAAAAGGUAAAGGACCCCGGACGGUUAAGUCCAGUCAAAGGCGACUAUGGGGUUGCAAUAUAUCAUGCAGAGUGGCAAAACCUUGAAGUCUUCCACAGAAUAUAGCUAAAUGCCAAUUACACUUCAAUCCUCUUGUGCCUAGGUUCUGAAAUACGAGCAGUACUUGGAUAAUCUGCUCGUGAGAUUUUUACUGAAGAAGGCACUAACCAAUCAAAGAAUAGGACACUUCUUCUUUUGGCAUCUAAAGUAAGUUUGGAUUUCUACUUUAAAUGGAUUCCUGUUAUAAAGAGAUGAAAUUUUGAUCUUGAUCAUCCUGUGCUUUUAUUUUUUUAUGUAUAAAGCACUUGAAAGCACUAUUAUUACUAUUUUUUAAAAAAAAAUUGGCUUGAUGUUCAGAAAGAUACUGCAACUGUUUCUUGGGCUUUGGGUCUUUGCAGUGCCUCGGUGAUGAAUGCAAGAGAUUUGGUUCAGAAAGUUGAUUUCUGUUUAAAUCAGCAACAAUAUAGCAUCAGGAUAAUAAAAAUAAAAAGCUUUAGAAAACCAUAUAUUGAUUUUCAUGCUGAGAUGAAGAAUGCAAUCUUGAGUAAAUGGUGGGUGUGGGUGUGUACACACACACACACACACACACACACACACUAAGACUAGUUAUCUGACUAUCUAAAUCAGGGGUAGUCAACCUUUUUAUACCUACCGCCCACUAAUGCAUCUUUCUUGAUGGGAAAAUUUCCUUACCGCCCACCAGUGCUCGAUGGAAGGAGGAUUCAGCUUCUGCCAUUGAACCCCCUACCGCCCACUAGAAUCCUGAAAUGCCCACUAUUGGGCAGUAGGGACCAGGUUGACAACCUCUGAUCUAAAUAUAGAGUUGAUUGACUCUCUUAAAGUUUGGGGCAGGGUUCUUUCCCAUCCUUGCUUAGUGGAUACUCUUUUAACUGGUGAGUCAUCCUGAAUAGUUAGGUUUUUUUUUAGCAAAUGCUUUAUUAAAAAUUAACCAUAAGUUAUGCCUUCUUUUAGGUCUGAAAUGCACAACAAAAAUGUGAGCCAGAGAUUUGGUCUGCUUUUGGAGUCAUAUUGCCGAGCAUGUGGGAUGUACCUUAAACACCUAAGCAGGCAGGUAGAAGCUAUGGAAAAACUUAUUAACCUCACAGACAUCCUUAAACAGGAGAAAAAGGAUGAAACCCAAAAGGUAAAUUGAUAAAUUUAGCACUGGAUGCAUUAUUCAGCACUUAGAGUUGAAAUAUUUCAUUUAAAAGCUUUUUAAGAAAACAUGACUCUUCAUGCUAAAAAUUGAAAUUGGUCACAAAUACUGCCUUCGUUCGUAUUUGACUGAUGAGCUCAUCAAUAUUUGGAUGCUGUUAUCCAUCAGGUACAGAUGAAAUUCCUUGUGGAGCAAAUGAGGCGGCCAGACUUCAUGGAUGCACUGCAAGGCUUUAUAUCUCCUCUCAAUCCUGCUCAUCAGCUUGGAAAUCUUAGGUAUCAUCUUUCUCAGAUUUCAUAAAUAGGCAUGAAUGUAUCUGGAACAUUUAAAAUGGACAAUUGCAUGAAGAGCCUCCUCAGUCACCUUUUUCUAAAAUCCUGUCCUCUAGCUAAAACUAGGUCACAUCUUUUUAGAUCCAUCUUUUUAUUUGUAGCUGCAUCAUGCUUGGAGAUUGCCCUUUAGACGUGAAAAGUAAUACUGCAUUUUGGUUUAAGGCAGUAGAGGGGAACCACCAAUCCAGAUGCCAGACUUGGCCUACCAGUCCCCUCCAUUUGGCCCAAAAUACACAUUUUGUGGAAGCCAUGCCCACCCCACCCCCACCCCAGAGUAAGGGCUGAGCUUCAAAGGAACAAUCAGACCUUAAAGUCCCAACUGCCCAUCAGCUGGUGGGUGGUAGGAGUGCACCUUGCUCACAGAAUGGGGAUAAUUUCCAUUCUGGUGGAUAGAACAACUUGUCUCUCAAUCCUGUUAUGUCCUAAUGAUGUCAUGUGAUUGACAGGUGCGUGUUGCUGACCAUCCGUCCUAUUUGGUCUGCAAUGAGGCUUAUCAGGAUCAGCCUCAGGGAGCCAAAAAUGUUCCCCACACCUGAGCUAAAAGUGGGGGUAGGGGAGUAGGGAUUAUUAUUUGAUUUUGGUUUUUUGUUCUUGUUUUUAUUAUGAAUUUUCCGCUUUUUAUUGUAUUUUUAUGUUGUGAACCGCCCUGAGAUCUGCAGGUGAAAUAAUAAUAAUAAUAAUAAUAAUAAUAAUAAUAAUAAUAAUAAUAAAUAGGUCUAUAGAAAUAUAAUCAUUUAUGUCAGUUUGAAGGUGCACUCGUUUAAGCAGCUAUUUUAUCCUUUCAUAGGCUUGAGGAGUGCAGGAUUAUGUCAUCUGCUAAAAGGCCACUUUGGCUUAAUUGGGAAAACCCAGAUAUCAUGUCUGAGCUGCUGUUUCAGAAUAAUGAAAUCAUCUUUAAAAAUGGAGAUGGUAAGGAAGUAUAUUUCAUUGUAUCCUGUAUGUGUUUCUUCAUCGCCCUAACUAUCUUAAACACCUCUAUUCAAUUUAUACCAACUUACAAGUUAUAACAUCAAAGUAAAAGAUUUCUUCCUAAUCCUUGUGAAUUUUAUAUUAACAUCCACUGCAUUCAUUUUCGCCAAAAACACACACAAACCCCUUCCACUACACAGUAUUAGUGAGCAAUAAUGCAAAUGCGCCAUCACUAUGUCUACCAUAAGAAUAUAUCAUGAUGUUUAGCUGGUGAUACAUGGCCUAUCUGGCCAUGACAUUCUCAUUCAGGGAAUGGCAGUCCCUAUCUUGCUGUAUGGUGAUUUUGCUCCAGGGGAGACAGAGCAGAGUGCUGUGGCAGUUGCACAUAGGCAGUUGUUCUCUUUUAGCAUGGGAGGGCACAUGCACACAGAUUAGCAGGAGCCGCUUGCUCUGUUUGCCGAGCUGAGGGAACCAACAUGGCUGUUUGAGGUGCGCUCUGUUCCUGUCCAAAGAGCUUUCCUAUGUAGGUUGUGGCUGGCAGUGGGGAACCAGAGCACUUUGUAAGCUUUUCUGCUGUUGCCCAAUAUGAAGUUGUUGUUUUUUUAAUUAUUAUUUAUUUAUUAAAUUUGUAUACUACCCUAUACCUUUAUACCCUGCCUUUUUCCAUGAUGGGACUUAAAGCAGCUUACGGAUAAAAGCAAGAACCACUAAAAACAUAGAAAAAUUAAUCAUUAAAAUAAAAUUCAAUAUUAAUAGAACUUAAACUAUAGAUAUAUAUAAAAUCUGUUUUAAACAUACCAAUAAUUACAAUAUACGAGUAAUUGCAGUAAAAACAGCAGCACAGCAGCCCUUUAAUUCUCAAAAGCCUGUUGGAACAAGAAGAUAUUCACCUCCAUAGACUUGAAGUAGUGGACUAUAAUAACUUGCCCCCAAUCUCUUAGAAUUAGUUUGAUUUCACAUUUUUGUCACAGGUUGUGUUUUGAUUUUUUAAACACAGAGUCAUUUUUUUCAAUCAAAAAAGUCAUUGAUAACAGAACAGAGUAAGCUUAUCGUGCAAAACAAAGUUGUUGAAGCUGUUUUAUGCCUUCCAAAAGUUCCCAAAACCUGUGUUCACUUGCAUGUUUUCAGAUCUACGUCAGGAUAUGCUGACACUUCAAAUCAUAAGAAUCAUGGAAAACAUCUGGCAAAACCAAGGACUUGAUCUUAGGCAAGUAUUCAUAAAUAUUGCUAAUGUUGCAGUCUGUGUUUUGUUUAUCAUUCUGCCUGAAGAAGAACAUAUUUGGUUCAAGAGUUUGCAGAAAAUUUUAGUUUAUUGUAAUCAAUAACUACCCAUUCUACAAAUGUUUUAAAUUUUCUUCUCUAUCUAAUCAGUCAGAUUACUGCUUAAUGUUGUCAUCAGUAUGCAGUGAAUAUGUAAAUGGCUGCAAAAUCAAGUAUCAUCAUGAUUUAAUAUUCUUGCAUGUGUCCACCAUUUUCUUGGGCUAGGAUCCAAAAAGCGACUUUGUACAUACACAGUGGGAUAUUUUGCAUGAGAGAGCAGGCCCAUUCCACACCACAAACUGCUUUCUAAACUCCUUUCUAUUUUAAAAAAACUUGUCAUGUAGCCUUGAGCUGCUGUUCUAGAAGUGCAAGUCCAAUGUUGCCCUGGGGGGCUGGAAUUAAUUGUGUAGUAGUUCUAUAAAUCAUGGCCCUGCUGGUCGUCUAUCCAAAUGACUUAAAUGUUUGAUUAUCACAUAGAGAUUUCAGUGCCUGUGUGUUUUGGUUGGUGGCCAUUACGAUGUCUUUAAAAAAAAACAACUCGCAUUGCUCUUCUAGGAUGCUGCCUUAUGGUUGUUUAUCUAUUGGCGACUGUGUGGGGCUUAUUGAGGUUGUGAGAAAUUCACACACAAUCAUGCAGAUCCAGUGCAAAGGUGGCCUUAAAGGAGCACUGCAAUUCAACAGCCAUACGUUACAUCAGUGGCUCAAAGACAAGAACAAAGGGGAAAUGUGAGUUGACUUUUAAUCCCCCCCCCUUUUAUUCUUUCUUUGAUGGAAGCCUAAGAAUAUUUUGGUCCCCUUCUGUUUUAAGCCACAGUAUUUUGUAACUGAAGUAUGGACACAUCCAGAGAUUGGAUUCAGGCAAGAACUUGUUCAUUUCUUGCAGGGCAUGUUAAUGUUUUCUUGAGACAGCAAGCUCCUAUACUAUAUCACAGGCUGCUUUUAAGUCUUCCAGGUCUCUGAAACAAUUAGCUGUGUGAUGCAGGAGGACACUCACGUUGCUUGAAUAAGUGAAAUCCCUAAUGGAUGAGUGGCUCACGUGGUUUUCUGGAUUGUGGCUACAAUGUUUAGUUAUGGUUUUUAGGAGUAUGAAGUGGUUAGUUCACACCACCUUAUAACUGCAGACAUUAAUGAAGCUACAUUCCUAACUGGUCUUCUCCAGUUUUCUGAUGGCAGAAUCCGGCCACUGUAUUUUCCCAUGGUUUUUCACUUCCCCAAGUGAUAGGAAGUUCUAAGCGCAGCUGCUACGCUUGCAUUGUGAGAAGCAAGUGCUCAGGACCUCUAGUGGCCUGGGGGAGCAGACAUAAAAUAAUCUUUAAAGUAGCACCAAGAUACCAUUCCAAAAUGAUCCUGUUGGAGCUCCAUCCCUUCUUGCCCUCCAGCUACAAGACUACAUCAGCCACCAAUCAGAAAUACCGUAGGUUGAAUGUGUGUGAUAGCUGUUAUGCACCAAACAUCAAAAUGUAUCAUUCCUUAUUUAGGCAAGUAUCUUCUAGCCUUAGUGCCCAUGAAGGAAGCAUAUUUGCCUGUUAACUAACACAUCACCUAUAGAAAAGGUGGAAACUGGUGGUGCAUCUAGGAAAUCUUGGUCCCUCAUCUUAAUGGUCUUACAGUGGGCCCUCUGUGGAGUGAUGUGUAUUACUUCACUUACUUCAAGAUUAGGUAAGCCAGCCCUGCUGUGUUCAGUGGCUCUCCUACUCAUUCUACUGAGCGGGUCCCCGGAUUUCUUCCCAAAACCAUGCCUGGAAAGCAUCACUGGUGGAAAUAUUACCUGAUGGAUUUGAACGGAUUUUCUCAUAUUGUAACCUAUUGUAAAACAAACUGCACUUGAGUUCUGAUCUGUUUCUGGGCCAAAUUCAAGGUGCUGAUUUUAACAUUCAAAGUCUUAACCAGCCUGGAUCUUGAUUAUCUGAGGGAAUGCCUCCUCCUGUAUGAGCCCUAUCAACAAUUAAGGUCUACCACUGAGUUCCUGCUAAAGAUUUGAUCAUCUGUUGAGUCUAGAUUGGACUCACAAGAACAAGAGCCUCUUCUGUUAUAGCCCCAGAUCUUUGGAAUGCCAACCCUCAAGAGAUUCACAUGGCUCCAUCUUUAGUUUUCUUCGAAAGACAAGUCAAAACUUUUCAUUUGUUUCUUUUCUGCCUUUUGAUAGUUAAUUUUAUAGAAUCCCCUGUUUUAUUUGUGGCAUAGAUUUGGUUUCGGAUUUAGAUAAGGUAUAUUAUUGAUUUUUAGUUGUAAAACUAUUUUGAAAAGUGACAUAAAAUGUUUUAAAUAAAAAUACAUGUUGAAUUCUCCCCCAUCCAAAGAGGUGGCUUCCGGGAAUACUCAUCUACAUUGCGUGUCUGAAUCGUUUUCUUUUAGAAGUCCUAAACAAUGGCACCUGCAAUAUUUCAUGUGUUCUUUGUUCUUAAUAGGUAUGAUGCAGCUAUUGAUUUGUUUACACGCUCUUGUGCUGGCUAUUGUGUGGCUACUUUCAUACUGGGAAUUGGAGAUCGUCACAAUAGCAAUAUCAUGGUGAAAGAUGAUGGGCAGGUAAAAAUGUUUACAAUGAUUAUGCCUUUCUAUGUGCAGGUAUUUGGGCAAUGCAGAAGCUUCCUACCAUCAUGCUUCUUAUCUUCAGGAAACACUUUCUGCCUCUGCUUCUGAUGAACCUUUUAAGCAUCUGCCCUAACAGUUCUGUAGGUUGCAGAGGCAUUAGGCUAAGGUACAUAUUCACAAUAAACAUUGGCCUAAAACACACCCAGUACCCCUGUGCAGCUGUGAAUUUCAGUAGCAGUUUUAUGGUGGUGCCUUUGGAAAGUCUGUUCCCUAUACUGAACUGUUCAUUGCACUUCUGAGAAAUCCCAGGUUUCUUUGGAACAGUAUGAAAGCCGCUGGUGCAGUGCUGUUUUGCAUAUUGACUCUUGGAAUGAAAUAUCAGAUCAAUAUGCAGGUGGGAAUAUUCUAUUCUCUUGGCUUUCCCAGAUUACUAAUAACCUAAAAAUGCAUUUUUUUAAAAGCUGUUUCACAUUGAUUUUGGACACUUCUUGGAUCACAAAAAGAAGAAGUUUGGCUAUAAACGAGAGCGUGUGCCGUUUGUCUUAACGCAAGAUUUCUUGAUAGUGAUUAGUAAAGGAGCCCAAGAAUGUACCAAAACAAGGGAAUUUGAAAGGUACGACAUUUUAUAGUUGAAGUUUUAAUUGCAGUUUAAUUGUUAUAAACAAAUCUUACUAUAUAAUUAAUUUGAUAUUAUCUUGAAAUACUGAAGGAAAGGGUGAUGUUUCUGCCGGGGGUUGGGGCGGGAAUGAUAUUUUGAAUGAACUAUUUUAUUUUUUAUUGAAUUUAUAUACCGCUCUGUACCUGCAGGUCUCAGGCUGAUUCACAGAAUAUCAGGGCAGUUCACAGAAUACAGAACUUUGUCACUGCUACCUUAAUUUUAUGUGCACAAUCUGGCUCACAACUUUCAUUCAUACGUUAUUUUAUAAAAAUAAUAAUUGUAAGGGUUUUGAAAUACAACGGGUGUAAUAAAGCAAAGACAAUGUAAUCCUGGGGUGACUGAGAAGGUACACACUUGUUUUUACAGUGUCCUGUAGUGGUUACAGUGUUGGACUAGGACCUGGGAGACCACUGGGUGACCUUGGAUCAGUCAACAUCUCUUAGCCUAACCCAGGCUUCCUCAGCCUCGGCCCUCCAGAUGUUUUUGGCCUACAACUCCCAUGAUCCCUAGCUAGCAGGACCAGUGGUCAGGGGUGAUGGGAAUUGCAGUCUCAAAACAUCUGGAAGGCCGAGGUUAAGGAAGCCUGGCCUAACCUACCUCACAGGGUUGUUGUGAGGAUGAAAUGGGGAGGAAGAGAACCCAUGUACACCAACUUCAGCCCCCUGGAAGAAAAAAGGUAGUAUAUAAAUGUAAUAACUAAACAGGGAGCUCCCAGAAAACAUGGUCCACAUCUAAAGAGGUUUUGAAAGCAGACUUCCAGGGUGGCGCCAUCGGCAAUGGCGGACUCCCUCUGAUCUGGAGGGACUAGCUCCAUGCGAAACGGGUCUUUUCCGCUACGGCGAAGCGGGGACCCUUUCAAAAAUCACAGGCGGAUGAAGCCUGUGACCAUGGGACUCGGCGGGCACCUUUAGCGCCCCCCCAACCCGCAAAAGAACCCACUAACGGGCUCCGGAGCGAAGAGGGGGAAGUGGCGCGGUGCUGAGAGUCAUCUGCUUCUUCCGUGGAGCGAAGCCGCACAGCCGUUGCCGGAGAGCGCUGCCUUUUUCCUGGGACAAUUUGGCUUCUAAAAUAAUCACCCGUGAGUACCUAAAUUUCGGACAAUUGGACUUUAAAUAAGGACUUGCGAGCAGAAAGGAAAAUUGGACUUAAAAGUUUACCUCAAUUUGGCACUGAAACGGGAAGGUCUAAACAGGAAGUCAGCCUUCCGUUUCUUUGUAGAUAGAUUAAAGCAAAGACAUGGCAAACUAGAGCUCAGAAAAUCGCUUGUAAAAGAUUAACUUUCAUCAUUUAAAAUUGUUGAACCCCCCUUCGGAAGCAGGAGAAGAGGGGGGAUUUUUUCGGACUGUUUAAACCUGCAGAAGUGAGUGUAAAGUAAAGUAACUUUCCACCGUCCUGAUCCUGGAGCGGGGUGUCAGGACUGAUGUUUUUUGAAGCUCAUUGACCAGAGACAAACGUUUUUGACGGAUAGCUAUAAGAAGAGAAACAUUGAUUCCAUUGUUCCCCUUCGCAUUUUAAAGGAACAAAUAUUGACAAAAUAUCUGAAAAAGGAAACUUUGUUGUUAGACUUGUCUUUAAAAGAAAGAACAAAUAGAAGUUUUCCCCUAGAGGGAGACUGUGAAACUGUAACCAACUCCGGGGAGCUUGCAGCUGUUACAGAUUACAAUCGUGGGAAUAGACUUCUGACCUUGCAGGACAAUGUAUUCAGAAGCUCUGUUGCGUGCUUUCUGUAAAACAAAUGCCCUACUGGAACAGCUACAUGAGAAGACGGACUUGAUGACUGAUGCGAUCAGAAAUUUUGAACAGGCAGUGGGAAAUUAUAUGGAGCCCACCCAGGAAUUAAAUCAGGAGUGUGCCCUGACAGAACAGAUGAGGGAAGAGGAUGUUACUGAAUCUUGGGCGCCAGAGAUGAAGGGAGCUGUGGCCCAGCAGGAACAUGAGCUUUUGGACUUGACAAAUGAACUUGGAAAAAGCCAGAUUUGGAAAGAUAAAGUUUGGUUUGGUUUGGAAAUGGGGGGUUGGAUAGACCCCCCUAUGCAGGGAUGUUUGGACCUUUCAAGUCUGGCAAUGGGCCGUGAGAUGUUUGGGGUUGUGGGGGCUCUUAAUUUUGGAGGGAUUUUGAAUCAUGUUCUUAAAUACCACAUGGAGUUUAGUGUGGACUAUGGAAAAGGGGCUGAUUUGUCGAGAAGGGUCAAAAACAUUGUUAAGCUGGAGUUCCCACGAGUGAAAGGAGCAGGAGACAAAGGAAAAUACAGUUAUAAAUUUGAAGAAGAGCUGCGGAAGGGACAUGGAAGAGACUUAAGGGCCUCGGAUACAAGGUUACCAGGUUAAUGCGCUAGAUCGAUGGGAUAAUAAGGACUGACAAAACCCGGGACCAGGAGGAAGGGAUGCUGGAUGAAGAUUGGAUUGUUUUUUAUUUCUUUUUUUACUACUAGGAUUGUUUUAUAAAAUUGAUGAAUGUUAGAAAAAUGUUGGAACGAAAUUACUUCGCUUUAGCAAAAAUGUUUAAAGAAUUAUGUAAGAAUAUUAUGGUUAUGAGAAGUUGGUAAAAAUAAGAUUUAAGUUUUAAGCUUUAAGGUUCUUUAUAGUAAGAUAAGAUUAAAAUAGAUUAAGGUAAUGUAAUGACAGAAUAUUAUGAAAUAUGGAAAGGAUUUGCUGCGACAAUUAACAAACAGGAUACAAGGAAGGGGAGGAGGAGGAGGUCAAGGAAAGAGGGUAAUGACAGUUGAGGAGUUGAGAAUAAUGGAUUUGUUUUUGAGUGUUUGUGGUGUAUUUAUUUUUUUUUUAAUUUGUAUUGUUUGAUGUGGUUUGUUUUUUCUUUGUUUUUUCUUUCUCUUUUUCUGCUUUGUUCUCUUUUGUAAUUCUAAAAAUUUUCAAUAAAUAUCAUUUAAAAAAUAAAUAAAUAAAGAGGUUUUGAAAGCAGCACACACACUCCAAACACAUUUUCUCCAAAGAGGUUUUCCCUAAACACCAUGGAAUAAACCACAAGCCAUGGGUGUGGGGUUAUUGGUUUGUGUAGUGGAGGUAGCUCUUAUUUUUAUUAGGUAUUUUUAGUUUUUAUCAUGUGUUUUUAUGUUGUGAACCACCCCGAGAUCUACGGAUGCAGGGUGGUAUACAAAUUUAAUAAACAGUACUCCUAGAAUGGGAAAUUGGCAUGUUCCUCCUCAUGUAUAUCUCAGAACAUGUAGCCUGUAACCUGUAAUAACUGGGGCCAAGCAGAACAGGAAAUGCAUGACCAAUUUGCAGAAAUUAUUAGAUUCUGAAUUUAGUAGUUUAAAAGGCUUUGUGUCCUUCAUCUCCAGAUACUCUACUUUUAAAAUGCCUAUAUUUCCAAAACAUCUCUUUUGAGAAAGCUACAUACAGUGAGUGGUAUGGUUUUAUGAUGAAAAUCAUUGCACAAAUUAUUUUUUCCUCAGUGGGAAAAUAGUUUUCUUUAAUGCCACAUAAUAAAGAAAUGUUGAUAGCCUCAUGGCCUUUUCUGCUGAUGGUAUCAUGGCCUUUUCAACUGUAAAGGUCAACUAGCAGCUGUUUUUAUGUACCGUACUCCUUUUGUUUCAUGAUCCUCAAAAACUGUGGCAUAGGUCUGAUUGGUAUAUUUUUUUCUUUUUCUCUCCAAGGUUCCAAGAAAUGUGUUAUAAAGCUUAUCUAGCAAUCCGGCAGCAUGCCAAUCUUUUCAUAAACCUCUUCUCCAUGAUGCUUGGCUCUGGGAUGCCAGAACUACAGUCUUUUGAUGACAUUGCAUAUAUUCGCAAGACUCUUGCAUUGGACAAAACAGAGCAGGAAGCACUGGAGUAUUUCAUGAAACAGAUGAAUGAUGCUCAUCAUGGUGGCUGGACAACAAAAAUGGACUGGAUCUUUCAUACAAUCAAGCAGCAUGCCUUGAACUGA
Podarcis lilfordi (Lilford's wall lizard) is the source of this 22212-nucleotide messenger RNA. The record is from the annotation of a GenBank genome assembly. Lineage: Eukaryota; Metazoa; Chordata; Lepidosauria; Squamata; Lacertidae.